CUUCUCCUAGCUGCUCUCUAUCAGUGUGAACCACAGUACGAUAUUUUGAGUUCAGAGCGUUGGAGAAGGAUGCAACCAACCCAAAGCGGUAUUGUGAACAGGAGAAGAGACCAGAAUAAGUUAACCGGGAUGCAUUAUUUUUGAAUGCGCCAAUUUUCACACCGACACUUCGCCUGUCAUUCAAGUUUGCUAGAAGAAGUUUAACCAAUAUUGUACCAUAAUAAAAGAUAACGGACGGAUGGAAGGGGCUAUUUUUGUCCGCUAAGACUCAAAGGGAUAAAAUAAUGGAGACAACUCUGAAAGCAAUAACGCGUUAAGCAUUCAAGUGCUGCAGUGUUUAUAAGAGCACAGAGGACAGGCAAUUAUCAAUUUGGGUCAGUGAAUGCUCGCUUAUAUACCAUAGUCCAAUGUUGUAUGUGUGCAGAGGGAAAUUGGAGCGAGCAAGCCUGUGCAUCCGGAUGGCAAGUGGUAUGGAGCGAGCAAGCCUGUGCAUCCGGAUGGCAAGGUAGUCUAUGCAAAAUAAUAGAUAAACGCCCACUAUCCAAAAGUAUCCUUUCAAGGUAGCCUAUUGAUAGGAAUUUACGCUGAUAAUCUGGACAAUCGGUGCAUAUUCAUUUGUCCGGGGUGGUGACAUUUGGAGAGUGGGUGGACAGUCGCCUUAUCAUCAUGCAAUGUCCCGUAAUUGCUAGACACGUUUCAAACCAGAAACCUACAUGUGGCCGCUGAUGCACUUUAAACGCAAGACUAGAGAGGUCGACACAUUGUAUCCCCUCACACAUUCCAACUACUGUGAGUGUUGUCUCUGGUUGAUUGUUUUUGUUGUUGAAGUUUUUCCUUAGGUGUUUGCCCAAGUCACGCUAUAGCUGUGCACUCCGAGGGAUUUAUUGAACUUCGUUCGCACUCUUUGUCUAACUCGAUUCCCCGUCCCUUCUUUUUUCGGGGGUAAAAUGGCAGUAGAGAGCCAAGGAACAGGAAUGGCUUUCGCGUUUUGGGACGGCUGUAAUGGUUUGGGAUUUAUUUUUAUUCUUCUUGUGGAUUUACUGGGAAUAACUGCAAGUAACAUGGAACCUAUUUAUUGGAAUACAUUGAACAAGAGGUUCCAGGAUGACAGGGGGUACGUGUUGUACCCGCAGAUAGGGGAUCGUCUAGACCUGAUCUGCCCAGCCUCCAACCCCCAAGGCCCCCGCUCCCCCAGUGAGUAUGAGUACUACAAGUUGUACCUGGUGUCCACACGCGAGCAGGCUGACCGCUGUGAGGUGAUGGGUGCGCCAAACCUGCUGCUCACCUGUGACAAGCCCAACAGUGACAUGCGCUUCACCAUCAAGUUCCAGGAGUUCUCCCCCAACCUGUGGGGACAUGAGUUCAAGACCCUGCAGGACUACUACAUCAUAGCUACCUCAGAUGGGACAAGGCAGGGACUGGACAGCAUGAGAGGAGGAGUGUGUGUGACACGAGGGAUGAAGGUGAUUCUCAAAGUGGGACAGACUGCUUAUGGCCUCCCACCCAAACCCAAACCAGACCCAAACCGCUUCAACCCCAAAGGAAAUGGGACGACACCCAAGGCAGGUGGCGAGGGAGAGGGGAACAACGGGAACAACCCUCCAUCCUCCUCUAGCGUGGCGGUGAUCGCUGGAGCGGUAGGGGGCGGAGCCUUCCUCCUCAUCGUGACCGCAGUCAUCUGUGUGGUGUGUUACCGCUGGCGACAGAACAAGCACUCUGAGACUCACCACCCCACCAUGACUCUGACCACCCUCACCCCCAAGAGGUGCAGCACCAGUGGAGCCGGCUGCUCCACCGGAGGCAACAACGGCUCAGAGCCCAGUGACAUCAUCAUCCCGCUGCGGACUUCAGACUCGGCCUACUGCCCGCACUAUGAGAAGGUGAGCGGGGACUACGGCCACCCCGUCUAUAUCGUCCAGGAGAUGCCCCCCCAGAGCCCAGCUAACAUCUACUACAAAGUAUGAGAGAGGGACAGCCACACAGCCCGGCUGACAUAGACAUACAGGUGUACCCAACACAUAGACUGCUGUUUCAACAUAGAAAUACAACUGUCCCUCUAUCUCCCUCCACUCCCUCACUCGACCCAACUCCCUCUCUAUGGCUAACUGUUUGGGAUGGCUAUCCUCAACCUCCUGCCCCAUGGACUCUGCUGUACAGUGCUCUGACACUGGAUGGAUGGAUGGAUGGAUGAAUGGAUGGAUGGAUGGAUGGAUGAAUGGAGGGGUGGUUGUGUCUGGGGGGGUAUUGAUCUGUUCCCUGCUGUGAACCCAAUGAUGGAGGCCGUGAGUCCUGGACAUGUGGGCCAUUAAGCUGACGGACUGUGGCAGCGACUCAGUCCCCACCUCUCACUCAAAGUGAGGACACUGGAUAUGAAAUGUCAAACCUUUUCAAAGUGUUAGUGUGUGUGUGUGUGUGUGUGUGUGUGUGUGUGAGGGAAUGUGUGUGCAUGCGUGCGUGCGUGCCUACGCGUAACCUGUAUGUCUGCUUGUGUUUGGUGCGUAAAACCAGUACCACAAGAACAAAUAUCAAAGCAAGAUUUUGAUUUCUACCCACUGUCAUCAUUUACAGAUUAUAGAAAAUCAUUAUUUCAUAACUCAUUUGUAGAUUUGUAUAUUUCCAUUCAGAUUUCUGUUAGACACGGUUUUUCUUGUAUGUAUUGUAUUGUAUGUUCUCUGUUUUAGAGUCUGGAUGAGAUCUAGGUACUAAUUUAUUUCAGUCUUUGUGUUUGUCUUCAAAAUGAAGGAUCUUCUCUUCCGUUAUCCCAUUCUCUCUCUCACUCUACAAUGCCUUAGCAUUGAAAUAGUUCACUUUUCUGUAUAUAAAGUUUCACAGAGGAAGGAGGAUAGUACAACAGUACAAAGAGGUGUACUCAAUAAGAGGAAGAAAAAUGACAAAGUGUUGGGAAAGUGUUUGAACAGAUGAAGCCACAGACACUGUGAUUCUCCCAUACUGUGCCUCCAGAUGCACAUCCAUAGCUACAGAACAGAAACCUUAACAUACUGUAUUGUUCAUGUUGCUCCUCUAUGCCCGUUGAAAGUGUUUUUUUAGAGGUGAAUAAUCUGGUUGGUUUUGUUUCCCACGCUGCACUGGUAACUUAUGACCUGUGGUUGGCUGCAGGAAUUAAAAAAGGUGAAAAGGU
Molecule: messenger RNA, 3139 nt
Organism: Salvelinus fontinalis (brook trout)
Lineage: Eukaryota; Metazoa; Chordata; Actinopteri; Salmoniformes; Salmonidae
Product: ephrin-B2-like
Exons: 5
Coding region: 948-1964 (338 amino acids)
Biological process (GO): ephrin receptor signaling pathway; axon guidance
Cellular component (GO): plasma membrane
Molecular function (GO): ephrin receptor binding
Source: RefSeq, a predicted model, not a curated record